AUGAGCGGAAUCUCUUCACCAGGCCUUCUUAAUGAAUCUACGCAAGUCAGGAUAGAAACUCUGACGCGACGAAGAGCUAUUUGGUGGUUUUUGGAGAGUUCGAGUUUGUCACCUCCGUGUUUGCAGACGAUCUCGCUUGUGUACCAACUCUUUUCCUCGGCGCUCAUUGUGGCUUUGUUCAUUGUCGACAGUCAGACGAUGAGCCAGCAAACUACGAAUUUCUAUCACAACAUGGAGGUGUGCGCCACAACUGUUUUCACAAUCGAGUACAUAAUGCGAGUCUACAGCUGUGUGGAAUCAGAGAUAGAUGUUGACCUGAUUCCCGGAUGGUCGCGCUGCAAGAUGCGAGUAUGGCUCAUGUGUUCUGCCGCUUCAAUUAUUGAUACGGUCUCGCUGAUCUCGCUGUAUUUGGAUGUGUGUAUUGCCUCGAAUGUUUUUCGAGGAGUGGUAUCCCUACGGCUUCUUCGACUGUUCACCCUGUUUCGUUUGGAGCGAAGACACAAAUUCUUCUCCCCAAUCUUGAUUGUGAUCUCCAACAAACGGACUGAGCUUGGUGCGACUUUAGGCAUUGCAGGUUUGCUGCUGCUGAUCUCUUCCACCUUGAUGUACUAUGUGGAGUCUGCGGUGAAUCCUAAGUUCAACAGCAUUUUGGCAUCCAUGUGGUGGGGGACUGAAACUCUCACAACUGUGGGGUAUGGGGACAUAAUUCCGGAGACUCCUGGCGGAAAGGCACUGGGCUCCGUUGUGGCAUUUGCCGGCGUUGGCUUGUUUGGGCUGCCGGCUGGUAUCAUCUCUUCUGGAUUUUCGGAGAUUUUCUCAAAAGGACAUGAUCAGUGCAAAUGCCAGCAGCUGGAAGCAGAUGUUGCCCGCCUGGUGACUUUGCAGAAAGAUGUGCUUGCAGAGCUUCAAGGACUAAGAUCUCAAGUUGCGGCUCUGCAGCAUGUUGCCUCAGAGGAGAAACCUGGAAAAAGGAGCAGCCACGGCUGA
Messenger RNA from Cladocopium goreaui, 987 nucleotides. The record is from the annotation of a GenBank genome assembly. NCBI's taxonomy places the organism in Eukaryota, Dinophyceae, Suessiales, Symbiodiniaceae.